GAUCAAAUACUAUACAUUUAUUUCAAAAAUCAUUCCAAAAUAAACAACUAUUAACACCCCUUUUCCACUUUCCCAACAUCUCCCACCUGAAUCACGCUCCUUCAAUUCAACCUUGGCAUUCCCUGGAUUCAUCUUCUGUUAUUGAUUCGAAACCCACACAGAACCUAUGUGUAAUCUAUUCUACCAUUCCAUUUCUUUAUUUUCGUGCUUUUAAACUUCAAAUGAAUCUCCCUUAUUUCAUGUUUUACUAUUCAUGCACACAACAUGUUUGUUAAAUUGAACAAACUAGUCCUAACAUAAAACCACUUCUUUUCAUGUCUUAUUUAUCAUCCAUGCACGCAACGUGUUUGUUAAAUUGACCAUCCUAAUCCUACUACACUACCCUAUUGCAAUGCAAUCUCUCAAGUUACGCCCUCUUCUUUUUUACCCCCCUUUCUCUUCUAACUCAUUUCAAUCCUUUCUCCUUUCAUUUUCUACUGCUUUUUUAUCAACCCCAAAAAACCAAUACUCAAAAGAAACCACUUUUAUAUUUGACUUCCUUAAUUCCAACUUCAAAUUACCUAAAUCUCAAUCCAUUUAUAUCUCUAAACGUCUUUCAGGAACCACCUUCCCUCAAAACCCCUUGUCUGUAAUCAACUUUUUCAAACAAAUUGGGUUUUCUCAAACUCAGAUUCAAACUAUCAUUCGUCAGAGAGUUCAAUUACUGUUUUCAGAUGUUGAUAAAACUCUCAGACCUAAAGUUGACCUCUUUCAACAAUUGGGUUUUCAGGGUUCUGAUUUAUGCGGCUUUAUAUCAAGGUAUCCAACCAUUUUGACUGCUAGUUUGAACAAAACAUUGGUUCCCUCAGUGGAAGCUAUUAAGAAAAUUGUACGCAAUGAGAAAGAUCUCAUUCAAGUUUUGUGCAAAUGUGGUUGGAUACUCCCAAAGUACCCACUAUUUGUUUCCAACAUUGCUUUCUUAGAGAGCUGUGGCAUUGUCGGGGAUCAGGUUUUGAUUCUACUCAAACGACAUUCAAGGCUUUUGAGUUUUUCACAAUCUGCUAUUAGAAACUAUGUUUUGCAAGCUGUAGAAUUGGGUUUCCAUCAAAAUUCAAGAAUGUUGAUUCACGGGCUUCAGACAAUAAGUGGUUUGAGCAAGAAAACAUUUAAGAGAAAGCUGGAUAUAAUUCAGAGUUUUGGGUUUUCUAAUGAUGAGACCUUGCAAAUGUUCAAAAAGUCUCCAGCUUUACUAAGAGCAUCAGACAAAAAAUUAAAGGUUGGAAUUGAAUUCUUCUUACAUACAGUUAUGCUACCAAAGCCGGCAUUGGCUAACCGGCCUAUGAUUUUGAUGUAUAGCAUUGAGGAUCGAGUGUUUCCUAGAUAUAGAGUUUUUCAGCUUUUGAAAUCACAAAAUCUAUGUAAGGUUUCCAGCUUUGUUUAUGUGUUAUGCUUGUCCGAGGACAUGUUCUUGAACAAGUAUAUAUCAAAGUUUAAAGAAAAUACAGAGGCGUUAUUGAUAGCUUACAAGGGACAUCACAUAGCAGGUGGGACGAUGUAAAGAAAGGAAGGAUUGGAGUUCUCGGAUUGAGACGAGGCAUUGAGGCUGCAUUUGAACAGAGUUGAAAUUAUUAGCAGAUUUUACCCAAUUAAUGUCUGUUGAUUUUCAACUAUUUUGGAAUUAGUCCAAUUGCUGCCUUCUGUACAAUGUUUGUUUAUUUUGGGGAUAAUAGUGUUUUUAAGAUGUUGGAUGGAGUUUAUAAGAGCAGCAACUCUGCAGGCCCAAAAAGUAUGUUUUUUGGGACGUGUUUAUGCUAAUUUCAAAAUAACAUGUGUGCUGGAAAUUUUCCACGCAAAUUUUUGCUAAAGACAUGAGCUUCAAGAAGCUGAUAGUAGGGGUUGUGUAUUUAGAGGCUUUCAAACUCCUAAAAAGAAUCUCAUAAUUUGUACCAGGUGGGUAGAUUUUUUAGUGUGGUUACAUGCGAGAAAAAAAGAAAAGCAAAAAAAGACUUCAACAAUCUGAAGUUGAAUGAUUUUUGGAUGGGUCUUCUGAAUGAAAAGCAAAAAUCUUAUCAUUUGUUCCAGGUUGAAUUAUUAUCAACCUAGUGACCUCUUGCAAUAUAAAGUUGAGGAAUCGAGUGUCUUAUUUAAGAAUAAUGCUGAUGAUGCUGGUGAAACCUGUUAGUGCAGGCCAGGUGAAAGCGAGUCACUAGUGGGAGCUAAGAAACGUUUUCCACAAUAUAAGUAGUAUAAGGUGUCAGAAUUUCCGUUUUCUGGCCUUGUCCUUUUCAUUGAUAAGAUACUCUCCGUAUAGAAUACAUCAAUCAUAAAUAAUACUCCUCAUGCUCAUAAAAA
This is a messenger RNA of Lathyrus oleraceus (garden pea), 2331 nucleotides long. RefSeq lists its product as uncharacterized. Bases 392 to 1537 code for a protein of 381 amino acids. The transcript has 2 exons. Gene Ontology annotation, biological process: regulation of DNA-templated transcription. The record is from RefSeq and is a predicted model, not a curated record. Gene Ontology annotation, molecular function: double-stranded DNA binding. NCBI's taxonomy places the organism in Eukaryota, Viridiplantae, Streptophyta, Magnoliopsida, Fabales, Fabaceae.